AUGGAAGGGCAGAAGAAUACCAAGACCACCUCCAUAGAUUCCAACUUCCCCGUCCUGCUGCCUGAGGACCCUUGUCUGUAUAUGAAAUCUGAUAAGUUCAAAGAGCACAUUUUUGCUUCCGUUGCAAAGAGUAGCGAGAGCAAAGGGGAAACGGAAACAGGAGGUUCCAUUGUCCCUGUGCGAGAAGAGCCCAAGCCCACUGUGGCGGAAGAUGCUGCUGCUGCUGCUGCUGCUCGGUCAAGCGGGAAUACUUUUAUCGAUGCUCUCACUCAAGAGGAGCAAAAUCCCAGAGCAGAGAUCCCUUCGGCGGAAGACCUAACGGCAAAGAACCUGGCUCUUACCGACAACGCUGGUGUCACCUAUGCUUCUACACAAUCGAGUCUGGUAGACUUAUUCCACACGUUAGAUGGAAAGCCGGACGAGCAAUCAUUGCUGGUUCUAGCUCCUCUGUUGGAGAAAGCAUGGAAAGAAGAUGCCUUGGUUACCCUUAAGAUCAUCUGGAAUUGCCGCAGCAUUCACCUGGGGAAGGGGGAGCGAUCCAUGUUCUACGUCGCCUUAGGUUGGCUGAAGGAGAAUCAUCCACAGACCCUUUUGGCCAAUCUUCCCUGGAUCACCCGUGCUGUAAUCGAGAAAGUGCCCAAAAAAGACAACAAAAGGGAGGAAACGGCAGUUGUUGUUGAGAAACAGACGCUGGGGGUUGAUGAUCACGAAGUCGUCCACGGGGUAUCCCACGGUUACUGGAAGGACCUCCUCAACCUUCUUGCGCUCUCCGCCAACGAUGAGCUCGGAAUGAAAGAUCCGAACACAGUCUUGAAGAACAGGACUCGAGCUCGCCAGGAGCCACUGGAGAACCUAGAUAUUUCACUGCCUCUAAGGGGCAAAAAGAUCAAGGUCUCGGCCAUGAGCUCCACAGAGAAACAUGCUUAUCUGGAAAUUCCACGAGAGGACAGAAUCAAGGAAGCCCAAGCGAUAGUCCCUCUCCAAAAUGAAGUAGCUAAGGGGAGAAAACGCGCCCGAGAAGCAAGUCACCAUGAGAAGCUGUGGCAAAAAUAUGAGACCGAUAAGUUCCACCGUGCCUUGCACAAUACCGUCGCCCGCAUGUUUGCCGACCAGCUCAGGAGGGACAAAUGUAUCCUGGAAGGAGGCUCGAAGGAGCAACUAAGCGAGAUUAGUCUCUGCGCCAAAUGGGCGCCGUCUCUUGAACGUUUUCAUGAUAAGCAAACCCUAAUAGCAACUACCAUUGCAGAAAUACUCUUUCCUGCCGAAAGUAUCAAGAAGGAGGGCGAUACAAGAGAAAUGUACCUAAAGCGUGCACGAGAACAGUACAGAGCCUCGAUACUGUCCCCCUUACGCCAGGCACUUCAAGUAGUCGAACGUGAUAUAUCAGCAAAUAACUUCGCGAAUAUCAACUACGCUCGAGUUCCAUCUCUUGCCAUGGACCUGUAUAAGGGCCUCUUUGCAAAGAAAGACCAUGACAACUUCUUAAAGUAUCUCCUCGAAGUUCAAUCUGGCAAACAGGCUAUUUCUGGAAGUGUCCUCAUGCCUGGACCACUGGUUCACCAAUGGAUACGCGGCAAAAAGGACGAAAUAGCCAAGCUGACGUUAAAUUCCCAGUGGGAGACUCUAGUCCAGCGCAUAAAAGAUAACGGUUCACUAUCUGAUGCUAUUUCUGUUUGCGAUGUUAGUGGCUCUAUGAUGUCCACGUCCAUAAAUGGUGCUAGUAUGCUUGAAAAUGCCGUAGGACUGAGCCUCGUCCUCUCGGCGGUAACGAAACCACCAUUUGGAGGCAAACUAAUUACCUUUUCUGCAAACCCACAAAUAGUAACGAUAGAGGGCGAGAACGAGAAGGUUCCCUUUGGAGAACAAGUUGAUAGAGCUGUUGGCUUAGACUGGGGCUAUAAUACCAACUUCCUCGCGGUGUUCACGAAGCUUAUCCUCCCGUUAGCCAUCAACAAUAAGGUCAAGCCAGAAGACAUGGUUAAACGCCUUUUCAUUUUCAGCGAUAUGCAAUUCGAUGAGGCAAGAGAAAGCUCUGAUCCCUGGGCCACGCAUUAUCAGAUCGUUGAAAAGGAGUUUAAAGCAGCAGGUUACGAAGUGCCUGAGUUAGUCUUUUGGGAUCUUUCUCAAACAAAAACAGGAUCAGCUCCCGUCACUGAGGAUAUGCCUGGCACAUCUAUAGUUGGCGGACAGAGUCAGGCAAUGCUCAAAGUCUUUUUGGAAGGAGGAUCGUUUGACGAGGUAGAAGAAGAAAUAGACGAGGAAGUAGGAGGCGAAGAUGAAGAUGGCUUUGAAAUGGUCAGAAAGAAAAAGAAAGCCAUAACUCCGCUCUCGCUCCUCAUGAAGGCGAUCAAACACCAAGCGUAUGACAUGCUUACGGUGGUUGAUUGA
Molecule: messenger RNA, 2388 nt
Organism: Microsporum canis CBS 113480
Lineage: Eukaryota; Fungi; Ascomycota; Eurotiomycetes; Onygenales; Arthrodermataceae
Exons: 1
Coding region: 1-2388 (795 amino acids)
Source: RefSeq, a predicted model, not a curated record